Messenger RNA from Phasianus colchicus (ring-necked pheasant), 1387 nucleotides. RefSeq names its product ISL LIM homeobox 2 (gene ISL2). Gene Ontology annotation, cellular component: nucleus. Lineage: Eukaryota; Metazoa; Chordata; Aves; Galliformes; Phasianidae. Gene Ontology annotation, molecular function: cis-regulatory region sequence-specific DNA binding; DNA-binding transcription factor activity, RNA polymerase II-specific. Gene Ontology annotation, biological process: axonogenesis; positive regulation of transcription by RNA polymerase II; neuron fate specification. The record is from RefSeq and is a predicted model, not a curated record.
CCCGCGCGGCGCGGGUAGUGGUGGAGCGGCGGCGCCGCGUCCCGCAUCGCGCAUCGCCGCCGGUGCGCACGGGGCCGCCCGCAUGGUGGACAUCCUCCUGCCGCGGCCGCUCCCGAGCGCCAUGGGGGAGCCCGCUAAGAGACGGCCGGGGCUGGCGCUGUGCGCGGGCUGCGGGGGCCGCAUCCAGGACCCGUUUCUGCUGCGGGUGUCUCCGGACCUGGAGUGGCACGUCGCCUGCCUCAAGUGCGCCGAGUGCGGGCAGCCGCUGGACGAGACCUGCACGUGCUUCCUGCGGGACGGCAAGGCCUACUGCAAGCGGGACUACGGCAGGCUCUUCGGCAUCAAGUGCGCGCAGUGCCGGGCGGCGUUCAGCAGCAGCGACCUGGUGAUGCGCGCCCGCGACCACGUCUAUCACCUGGAGUGCUUCCGCUGCGCCGCCUGCGGCCGCCAGCUGCUGCCCGGGGAUCAGUUCUGCCUCCGGGAGCGCGACCUGCUCUGCCGCGCCGACCACGGGCCGCCCCCCGACGGCACCGCCGCCCGCGGGCCCCGCAGCCCCGCGCCGCCGCCCGCGCACCUCGCAGAGCCGGUGCCCGGACGGCCGCCCGGCCCGCGGCCGCAGUCGCACAAAGCGGCCGAGAAGACCACCCGCGUGCGGACGGUGCUGAACGAGAAGCAGCUGCACACGCUGCGGACCUGCUACGCCGCCAACCCGAGACCCGACGCCCUGAUGAAGGAGCAGCUGGUGGAGAUGACGGGGCUCAGCCCGCGCGUCAUCCGCGUCUGGUUCCAGAACAAGCGCUGCAAGGACAAGAAGAAGUCCAUCCUCAUGAAGCAGCUCCAGCAGCAGCAGCACAACGACAAGACGAGCCUGCAGGGCCUCACCGGGACGCCGCUGGUGGCCGGCAGCCCCGUCCGGCACGAGAGCGCCGUGCAGGGCAGCGCGGUGGAGGUGCAGACCUACCAGCCGCCCUGGAAGGCGCUCAGCGACUUCGCGCUGCAGAGCGACCUGGAGCCGCCCGCCGCCUUCCAGCAGCUGGUCUCGUUCUCCGAGUCCGGCUCUUUGGGCACGUCCUCCGGCAGCGACGUGACCUCGCUGUCCUCCCAGCUCCCCGACACCCCGAACAGCAUGGUGCCCAGCCCGGCCGAGACGUGAGGCCGCCCGGCCCCCGCCGCCGCGGGACCUCCGCAUGCCGCGCUCCCUGCAUGAGACACCCGGCCCCGCGCCGCGCCCAGCGCGCCGGACGAGCGCCUUUGUCUUUUAAUUAUCCCUAUUUAAAACCAAACCGAACGUACCUUGCCGACGGCCGAAAAGAGCCGGGAUUCUCGCUGCCUUCACCGAAACGGAGAGAGAAAGAGAGAGGAGAGCCCCCGCCCCGCUUAUUUCGUU